CUGCAUUAUUCCUCCAGAAGCGGGACUGAGGCAGGAGUCUUCGAUAGAGGAACCACCUGCAGACAGCAGCCGCUCUCAUUCUCCAGCAACGCCUCAAUAUGUUACGGAUGCGAUUCAACACUGUGUAAACGACAAAUAUUUCCUUCAUACAGUGGGUGAACACACACUGUCGUGGAGAUGCAACAGUUUAAGAAUUUAUCGAUUUGUCUCAUUUCCCUCUUAUGUGGGUUGACAAUUGGAGGCUCUCCAAGUGUUCAAAUUGGGGGCUUGUUUCCGAGGGGAGCUGAUCAGGAGUACAGCGCGUUUCGGAUCGGAAUGGUUCAGUUCGGAACGGCUGAAUUUAGACUGACGCCUCACAUCGACAAUCUGGAAGUAGCUAACAGUUUCGCUGUAACUAACUGCUUCUGUUCUCAGUUCUCAAGAGGAGUUUAUGCUAUUUUUGGAUUUUAUGACAAGAAGUCAGUGAACACAAUAACGUCGUUCUGUGGGACACUGCACGUCUCCUUCAUCACACCAAGCUUUCCCUUGGACGGAAAUCAGCAGUUUAUCAUUCAGAUGCGACCAGACAUCAAAGGGCCUCUCCUGAGUCUCAUUGAGUACUACAAAUGGGACAAGUUUGCCUACCUGUACGACAGUGACCGAGGACUUACCACUCUCCAAGUUGUGCUGGACACAGCAGCAGAGAAGAAAUGGCAGGUGACCGCCAUCAACGUGGGCAACAUGAAGGACGACAGGAAGGAUGAAGCAUAUCGCUCACUCUUUCAGGACCUAGAAAACAAGAAGGAGCGGAGAGUGAUUCUUGACUGUGAGCAGGACAAAGUUAAAGAUAUCAUGGAACAGGUCAUAACUAUUGGCAGGCAUGUGAAAGGAUAUCACUACAUCAUAGCAAACUUGGGUUUUGUGGAUGGAGAUCUUUCAAAAAUCCAAUACGGUGGAGCUAAUGUCUCAGGCUUUCAGAUUGUGGAUUUCGAUGACCCUCUGGUAUCUAAAUUUGACCAGCGCUGGGAAGCCCUGGAGGAAAAAGAAUAUCCUGGAGCAGACAACAAGAUACGGUACACUUCAGCACUGACAUAUGACGCAGUUCAGGUGAUGACUGAGGCCUUCCGUUAUCUGCACAAACAGCGAAUUGACAUCUCCCGUAGAGCUAACAAUGGAGACUGCCUGGCCAAUCCUGCUGUACCUUGGGCACAAGGGGUGGAGAUAGAGCGUGCCCUAAAACAGGUGAGAGUUGAUGGUCUCACUGGUAAUAUUCAGUUUGACCAAUACGGAAAAAGGGUGAAUUACACAGUCAAUGUCAUGGAACUGAAAAGCAAUGGACCAGUUAAGAUUGGCUAUUGGAAUGAAGUUGACAAAAUGGUUGUGACAAAGUCUGAUCUCUUCCCAAAUGAUACAAUGGGGUUGGAAAACAAGACUGUGAUCGUCACCACUAUUCUAGAAGCGCCGUAUGUAAUGCUAAAGAAGAAUGCUGACCUUUUUGUGGAUAAUGAAAGAUACGAGGGGUACUGUGUGGACUUGGCAGCUGAAAUAGCAAAACACUGUGGAUUUAAAUAUCAGCUGAAAAUAGUAGGAGAUGGCAAAUAUGGAGCCAGAGAUGCAGAGACGAAGAUCUGGAAUGGAAUGGUUGGAGAGUUGGUUUACGGGAAAGCUGACAUUGCAGUGGCUCCACUGACUAUCACUUUAGUCAGAGAAGAAGUCAUCGACUUCUCAAAGCCAUUUAUGAGUUUGGGCAUCUCCAUCAUGAUCAAGAAGCCUCAGAAAUCCAAGCCUGGUGUUUUUUCAUUCCUGGACCCACUGGCCUAUGAGAUCUGGAUGUGUAUCGUGUUUGCCUACAUUGGCGUAAGCGUGGUGCUUUUCCUGGUCAGUCGUUUUAGUCCAUAUGAGUGGCACACAGAGGAAUAUGAGGACGGCCAGAUACAGACUAACGAGUCAACCAAUGAGUUUGGGAUUUUCAACAGCCUUUGGUUCUCUCUUGGAGCUUUUAUGAGACAGGGCUGUGAUAUUUCACCAAGGUCUCUUUCUGGUCGCAUAGUUGGAGGGGUCUGGUGGUUUUUCACCCUGAUCAUAAUUUCAUCCUACACGGCUAACUUGGCUGCCUUCCUAACAGUAGAGAGGAUGGUGUCUCCAAUUGAAAGUGCAGAGGACUUAGCAAAGCAAACAGAGAUUGCUUAUGGAACUUUAGAUUCUGGUUCAACAAAAGAGUUUUUCAGGCGUUCCAAAAUCGCUCUUUUUGACAAAAUGUGGACGUACAUGAAAAGCGCAGAGCCCUCUGUAUUUGUUAAGACGACAGCAGAAGGUGUAAUGCGGGUGAGGAAGUCCAAGGGGAAGUAUGCAUACCUGCUGGAGUCCACCAUGAACGAGUACAUCGAGCAGCGCAAACCCUGUGACACUAUGAAGGUUGGAGGAAACCUGGAUUCCAAAGGCUACGGCAUCGCCACCCCCAAAGGAUCCUCAUUAAGAAAUGCGGUUAACCUCGCAGUACUAAAACUGAAUGAACAAGGCCUGUUGGACAAAUUGAAAAACAAAUGGUGGUACGACAAGGGAGAGUGCGGCAGCGGGGGAGGUGAUUCCAAGACGCCAGUAAACCUUGCAGUAUUGAAACUCAGUGAGCAAGGCACCUUAGACAAGCUGAAAAACAAAUGGUGGUACGAUAAAGGUGAAUGUGGAUCCAAGGACUCUGGAAGUAAGGAGAAGACCAGCGCUCUCAGCCUGAGCAAUGUGGCUGGAGUCUUCUACAUCCUAGUGGGCGGCCUGGGCUUGGCCAUGCUGGUGGCCUUGGUCGAGUUCUGUUACAAGUCCCGAGCCGAGGCCAAGCGCAUGAAGGUGACCUUUUCGGACGCUAUGAGGAGCAAAGCGAGACUGUCUAUUACUGGGAGUACUGGUGAGAAUGGACGUGUGAUGAGUCCUGAGUUCCCCAAAGCAGUACAUGCGGUGCCCUUUGUUAGACCUGGUGUGGGAAUGAACGUCAGUCUGACUGAUCUCUCCUGAUGGAUAAGAACCUGCCGAGUGCCUUACACAAUGGUUUUCAAUAGAGCGCAUUCUAUUCUCUUUCCUGUCGCUCUCUCCCCUAUCUCUCACCUGAAUGGAGGACGGGGGCCUCAUUUGAUGUCAUAGAGACAUAAUCCUUCCUUGGCCCUUUAUAACAAAAGAUGCACUCUUCUAAUGGAAAUACGGAGACUGACACAAAGACACUCGCAUAGCGAGCUGAUGACAUCUACCCCUCUGUAACGGAUAUUUUGAUGACAAACUUGAAACUCAUAGAAGCUCUUUGCGGGAAAGAAAGAAGUUAAUAAAGUCUGUCUGUUUUCGUAGCUGACGGCGUUCUUAUGUCUAUUUCGGCUCAAGCACACGUUACCAUCGUCUGCUUCAGGAUGUGAAAUGUCUUUUUAUUAAUAAAACGAACAAAAAAUCUCUAUGAAAAAGUAUUUUUAUGUAUUUUCACAGAAAUGGCUUUUAAAUAAACCUGCUUGCAUACCAGUUAAUUAAAGCUGUAAAUCAUAAUCUUGACAUACUUUUAAGAGCUUAGCUACUAGUUUCACAUUUUAAUGCCAAAUAUGUUGCUUAUCUUGUAAUUUAUUAGUCCUCUUCUGAUAUAUUCAUUAACAUUUGGUGUUAAUAUGAAAUAUCUAGCAAUGCUUGACAUUUGAAAUCUGUUUGAAAAGUGAGUGCCGCAGUUAUUUUCUCUUAAUUUCAUCGACUUGUUUGGUUUCAAGAAUCUGUUUGUAUUUUUUGUUUAUCAAGAAAAUCAGGGUAGCGGUUAUAAUAUUAAAAAAGAAAAUGUGUUUACAUCAUGAACUUAAAAAGGAAAAUGUUAAAAAAAGUACCUAUUGUAUUAUUGCAUAUGUUUUGUUGUGAAAUGAAUAGAAGCAUACACAUCAACAAGAUGCUCUGUUAAAAAUGCCAAAUAAUUAAGUGUGCCAAAAUUAUUGAUAAAUAUAGUCAUAUAUUAAUCUGUCAUCAAUGUGAAUGUAGUCAAUACAUUCUGUAAGUUUUGUUACUAAAUGUACAGUUGGAUGGUAUACACAGUGAUUUAUCAAGGAUUUUAUUUACAUUUUUGCUGGUUUGUUUCUACCUUAUAGCAAAUUUAGCAUUAAGACCACAGUAUGGCUUUUUUACAUUUUCACUCUGCAUCUAGAAUUUGUUUUCCAAGCAUCCAGCUUACAUAUAUUUUUUCAUAAAAGGCAAGAAAUGCUGUAUUACAGGCCGACACAUCUAUGCUUAUUCUUCAGUAUUUAUGAAACCUACAACUAGAGAACAGUUUGUUUGAUAAUGAAGAUACUCCACAGUUUAUCGCAGUUAAAUUACUAUUUCCUAAAAAAGCAAUGGCAACUAUAACAGUUAACACUUGAUAUUGCAAUAAACCAAGAUUAAAAACAAAGAUGUCCACAAAAGUGAGAGUACAUUUGUAAACUCAGAAAAUUAUCACAGUUAUGUACAUUUCUGUAUGAUUUUUUUCCUUCUCAGCCUUUCUCUCAGUCUUUCAUACUAGACUGGGAGACUGGUUAAGACUUUUGGUUUUGUCAUGAUAUAAUUACUAUUAGUUGAACAAGACCAUGUAAUUUUAAGGACCGCUCUCUCUACCAUUUUGUAAAUGAAUGUGUGCCAACUUGUUUAUUUUUUGGGAUCCUUUCUAAAUAAAAGCUGACUAAUAGUC
Molecule: messenger RNA, 4651 nt
Organism: Cyprinus carpio (common carp)
Lineage: Eukaryota; Metazoa; Chordata; Actinopteri; Cypriniformes; Cyprinidae
Product: glutamate receptor 2
Exons: 17
Coding region: 178-2985 (935 amino acids)
Biological process (GO): modulation of chemical synaptic transmission; synaptic transmission, glutamatergic; monoatomic ion transport
Cellular component (GO): dendritic spine; plasma membrane; postsynaptic membrane
Molecular function (GO): AMPA glutamate receptor activity; transmitter-gated monoatomic ion channel activity involved in regulation of postsynaptic membrane potential
Source: RefSeq, a predicted model, not a curated record